Molecule: messenger RNA, 3030 nt
Organism: Lasiodiplodia theobromae
Lineage: Eukaryota; Fungi; Ascomycota; Dothideomycetes; Botryosphaeriales; Botryosphaeriaceae
Product: Alpha-mannosidase
Exons: 5
Coding region: 1-3030 (1009 amino acids)
Biological process (GO): oligosaccharide catabolic process; mannose metabolic process
Cellular component (GO): fungal-type vacuole membrane
Molecular function (GO): carbohydrate binding; alpha-mannosidase activity
Source: RefSeq, a predicted model, not a curated record
AUGGGCGGCGAAACACAGCUCCCCUCCAGAAUGGCACCCUCCAAGGAGUACCCCAAGCUCGCGGCUGGCCCUGUGGGCAAGCAGAUCCAUAAGAUCUACCUUGAUCGCUUGCGCCAAUUCACCUCUGGCGGCCAGUACGAGUCCAAGGGACUUUUGCCUAAGAUCACCGAGGCCCGCGCUUCUGGCAGCGACCAUGUCAAGCUGUUCGUCUACUCGCCUCCCGACCUCACCCGCCCGACCUUCAAGGAAGCCACCAGGCACGACUUCCGCCCCGCUGGGGUUGGCGAGUGGUUUGGCCCCAGCUGGUCCACCCAUUGGUUCCGCAUCCACCUGACCGUUCCCGACGAGCUCCGCCACAAGAACCACCUCGAGUUCCAUUGGGAUGCCAACAAUGAGGGCCUCAUCUGGACCGAGGACGGCCACCCAGUGCAUGGUCUGACCGGUGGUGGCGAGCGUACCGAGUGGAUAUUGCCCAAAAGCUACAGGGACGGCAAGGAGCAUGUCUUCUACAUUGAGAUGGCCUGCAACGGCAUGUUCGGCAAUGCUCCUGGUGGUGACUCCAUCCAGCCGCCCGAUCCGAACAAGUACUUCCAGCUGCACAAGGCCGAAAUUGUCGCCAUCAACCUGGACGCCCGCGCUCUGUACAUUGACUUUUGGAUCAUCGGAGACUGCGCAAGGGAGUUCCCCGGAGACUCCUGGGAGUCCCACGAGGCGCUGCAGGUAUGCAAUUCGAUCAUGGACACCUUCAUCGCCGGCCAUGGCAGCCACGAAAGUAUCAGAGAAUGUCGCAAGAUAGCGACGAAGUAUCUGGGAGACAAGGUGGAUUCGCCCGCUGUGUAUGAUGGUCCUCAAGAGGCCAUUGCUCAGCAGUACAAAUGGCUUGAAGAGCUUUACCCUUCCGUCUAUGACCGCGUCAAGCAGAAGGUCAAGGAGGGGAGGUUCCAGCCCAUCGGUGGCAGCUGGGUGGAACACGAUACGAAUAUGCCUAGUGGAGAGUCGCUAGUGCGCCAGUUCGUACUGGCAGGCAUGAGCAGGUUUUUCACUCAGAAGCUCAGCUGGAAUAACAUCAACAACUUCCCUCACACUACCUUCAACUGGGUAUCGCUGGAUGGUAGCCAAGUCAUCUGUCACAUGACUCCAGCGGAGACCUACACGGCAGAGGCCCAUUUCGGAGACGUCAAGCGGAGUGUCACUCAGCACAAGUCUUUGGACCAAGAUGCAACUUCUCUCCUCGUCUUCGGCAAGGGUGAUGGUGGUGGCGGUCCAACCUGGCAGCACAUCGAAAAGUUGAGGCGUUGCCGCGGUGUCAGCGACAACAUCGGCCUUCUCCCCCGGGUCAAAAUGGGUGAUUCGGUGGAUGACUUCUUCACGAGGCUUGAGAAGAAGGCCGAAGACGGUACUGACUUCGUAACCUGGUAUGGUGAGUUAUACUUUGAGCUGCACCGUGGCACCUACACAACCCAGGCCAACAACAAGCGCAAUAACCGCAAAUCGGAAUUGCUUCUGCACGACAUUGAGUACUUGGCAACUCUCGCGAGUAUUAAGGACGUUGUAGGGAGUGGAGGGCAGAAGUACGAAUACCCCAAGGAGGCCAUCGAUGAUAUGUGGGAGGCAACUUUGCUUUGCCAGUUCCAUGAUUGUUUGCCUGGCAGUUCCAUUGAAAUGUGUUAUGAUGAUUCGGAUGAGCUUUACGAGAAGGUAUUCCAAACUGGCGACAAACUCCUGUCGGAUCUUUUGACCACACUUGGCUUUGAUGGCGAUGACGGCGACGAGGCCGGUGCCAACAGCACCAUGGUUGCUCUGAACACACUCCCUUGGAGUCGAAGCGAGAUUGCUAAACUCCCAGACUCAUCGUAUGGUCUGGUCGAAGGCGGCACUGGCAUCCUUCACAUCAAGCCUGUCUCGGCUGAGUCGGCUGUCUCUAUCGAAGAGAUCAGGAAAGAUGUUUACCAGCUUGCCAACAGCCAAUACAAAGUCGAGAUUGACCAGGGUGUCAUUACUUCGCUCUUCGACCGUCAGGCAAAGCGCGAGAUCAUUCCGCAUGGCAAGAAGGCAAACCAGCUGGUUAUUUUCGACGACAAGCCGCUCUACUGGCAGGCUUGGGAUGUUGAGGUUUACCAUCUUGAAUCACGUCAGGAGCUCAAGCCAAGCAAAUGGUCCAUCGCUGAGAGCGGGCCUCACCGCGUCAGCGUGGACAUUGAGACAAGGAUCAGCGACAAGAGUUGGGUCAAGACGACUCUCAGUCUCUCGGCCGCGGUAAACAACCAGCCCUCAUACAUUGAGAUGGAGAGCGAGGUCGAGUGGCAUGAGUCGAUGAAGUUCUUGAAGGUUGAGUUCCCAGUUGACAUUGUCAACCAAGAAGCGUCGUAUGAGACGCAAUUCGGAAUUGUCCGCCGGCCGACUCACUACAACACCACCUGGGACAUGGCCAAAUUCGAAGUAUGCUGCCACAAGUGGGCCGAUCUGUCCGAGGCCAGCUAUGGUGUCUCCAUUCUGAACGACUCCAAGUACGGCUUCGCCACUUGCGGCAACCUCAUGCGCCUGUCUCUCCUCCGUGCGCCGAAGGCGCCGGACGCACAUGCAGAUAUGGGAUCGCACCGCAUUCGCUACGCCAUUUUGCCCCACUCCGGCCCUGUCAGUGCAACGACCAUCAGGACCGCGUUCAACUUCAACCAUCCCCUCAAGUACAAGCGGCACCCACGGCUGGAUUCAAUAUCGGACUUACUCUCAACGUUCAAGAUCAGGGGCUCCGAUGCCCUCGUUCUGGACACUGUCAAGCGUGGUGAGGACGAUAAUGACGUCUCGCGCGGCGAGCUGCCGAAGCGGAAGGGUAGGAGUGUCAUCUUGCGCGUGUACGACUCGCUUGGUGGGAGGGCGAGAGGCAGGAUCGAGUGGGGCAAGGUUCCGGUCAAGAAGGUGUUCAAGACGAACCUGCUUGAGGAUGAUGGAGAGGAAUUGGUCGUGGACAAGGGCGGCGUGGAGAUCGAGUUGAGGCCAUUUGAGGUGGCGACGUUUAGGCUGCAGUUGUAG